GAGAUCAGGGAGGGAAAAGUGAAAGUCAGAGGGAGCGAGCAGGAGUCUGCCUGAGGAGGAGGGAGGCUGAGAAAGAAAAAGAGGAGAGCAGAGAGGCAGGCUUUGCCUUUUCUGGUAGUUGUAGUCACUGCAAAGACAAGCAGGAAUUCUUUUUGCGCUGCAGAAGGACUGAGAUAUAAACCAGACUGUGGGAGCUGAUAUAUGACAGGAGAGGAGUCUCUGUUGUCCGUGGACUAAACUUUCGCUAUUGCUAAGUGAGAAAGCAAGGAGAACCUUUUGGCCACCAUGGAUGACGACUUUGACCGCCGCAUGGAGCUGAGGAGGCAAAGGAGAGAGCAGAUGCGCCUUGAAGCUGAAAAGACAGGUAACACCAAUGAUGAUGAUGAGGAAGAGGCUCGGGAGCGAAGGAGACGCGCAAGGGAGGAGAGAAAGAAGAUGAAAGACUCAGAGGAAUCUGGUACGACUGAGGUGAUCGACACUAACAGCGUGACAGAGACGGAGUCCUCCACGGCCGUAAACGAAGGGGCAGAUGAUGACCAAGCUUUGCUGGAGCGCCUCGCCAGAAGGGAGGAACGCAGGCAAAAGAGGAUGAAGGAGGCCAUGGAGAGACAGAAGGAGCUCGAUCCCACAAUUGGCACCACCAAUGGCACAGACGUCACAUUGGAAGAGCAGACUUUCAUCAGCAUCAGCAGGCAACAAAAUACAGAGGAGGAGGAGGAGGAGAAGAAGGAGGAGGAAUCUGCCCAGGAGGAGGUGACAAGAACUGAUACUAACUCUUGGAGGAAAGAAGAAGAAGACACAAAGGAGGACGAGAAGGAAUCUGUUGAAGAAUCAAGAACACAAACAACAGAAAAUGAGGAAGAGACUGAGGAGAAGGCUGCAGCAACAGAGGUGGACACUGAGGAGCCAGGUUUAGAAAAUAAAGAUGCUGAAGAUGAGCCUGCGCCUGGUGUUGACAAUGAAGAAGAAGAAGAAAAGAAGAGGCAAGAAGAAGAAGAAAAGCAUCAAAAGGAAAUGGAAGAAAAAGAGAAGAAGAAGAAAGAGGAGGAGGAGAAGCCGAAGAGAUUUGGGUUUAAGGAGAAGAUUGAACCAACCAAACAGAAUGGAGCUGUCAUUGAAAGUAAAUUAAAGAAAACAGAAAAGACAUCAAGGGACAAUCCGCCCUCCACUAAAGCAGAAGACCUGGAGCGACAGGAGGCUGAGCGAAAACUGCAAGAGCUGAAGCGCAGACGAAACAAUGCGGAAAGUGAGGAGUUUGAGAAGAUGAAGCAGAAGCAGCAGGGUGCCGAGGCAGAGCUGGAGGAGCUGAAGAGGAAGAGAGAGGAGAGGAAGAAGAUCCUCGAGGAAGAGGAGAGGCAAAGGAAACAGGCGCUAGAGGAAAAGAAAGCCAAGGAGCAGGAGGAGAGAAAGAGGAUGAAGGAGGAAAUAGAGAAAAGGAGGGCGGAGGCUGCAGAGAAGAAGAAACAGAUGGAGGAGGGGUCUACAAAACCAACCUUUACUAUCAGUCCCAAAGGCUCCUCUAAGAUUGGGGAGAAGGCAGAAUUCCUCAGCAAAUCAGCCCAGAAAAGCACCACAGCCAGAGUGUCACACACUCCUAUUGUCUCCAAGAUUGGCAACAGAAUGGAACAAUACACUUCUGCCAUCCAGGGAAACAAAGAUGUAAAAUCUCCCAAGUCUCCAGUGGCAGAUAUUCCUACGGGGGGAACACGCAGCAUCAAAAGUAUGUGGGAGAAAGGCAACGUGGGCAGCACCUCUGAAAGUCCCUCACCUGCAAACAAGCAGGACGUGGCUGGUAUCAAAGGAAGUGUGACCGGACGUGUCAACAGUUGGACGGGAAAGCCAGCAGAAGGCGAGAAGACAGUAGCGCCAGCACCUGCAGCAGCAGCACCGGCACCAGCGCCAUCAGCAGCUGCAAAGCCAGCAGCAGCAGCAAAGCCCACAGAUGUGAAACCAGCUGAUGUGGGCAACAAGCGUGGCAUGUGGGAAGCAAAGAAGGGCUCUACGCCUGGAAAGUUAAAGAUCAGAAUAGACAUCUUCAACUCUGGCCAGGCUAAGAUAUCUGAUCCAACGCUGACCCUCAUUGUAAACUGUGUGAACGGUUGCUAUCUCAGGAUCUACUAUGCUGCUUAA
Molecule: messenger RNA, 2130 nt
Organism: Pundamilia nyererei
Lineage: Eukaryota; Metazoa; Chordata; Actinopteri; Cichliformes; Cichlidae
Gene: cald1b
Product: caldesmon 1b
Exons: 17
Coding region: 286-2130 (614 amino acids)
Biological process (GO): actin filament bundle assembly; angiogenesis
Cellular component (GO): actin cytoskeleton
Molecular function (GO): actin binding; myosin binding
Source: RefSeq, a predicted model, not a curated record